AUGGGCACGGUGCUGUCUCUUUCCCCCGCCUCCUCGGCCAAGGGCCGGAGGCCCGGCGGGCUGCCCGAGGAGAAGAAGAAGGCGCCGCCCGCGGGAGACGAGGCGCUGGGGGGCUACGGGGCGCCGCCAGUGGGCAAGGGCGGCAAAGGCGAGAGCCGGCUCAAACGGCCGUCCGUGCUCAUCUCCGCGCUCACCUGGAAGCGCCUUGUGGCCGCGUCCGCCAAGAAGAAGAAAGGCAGCAAGAAGGUGACGCCCAAGCCAGCGUCCACCGGCCCCGACCCCCUGGUCCAGCAACGCAACCGCGAGAACCUUCUCCGCAAAGGUCGGGAUCCCCCCGACGGCGGCGGUGCCGCCAAGCCCCUGGCGGUGCCCGUGCCCACCGUACCCGCGGCCGCCGCCACCUGCGAGCCGCCGUCGGGGGGCAGCGCCGGAGUUCCGCCGCCAGGCUCGGACGGAGGGAAGCCGCCGCCGCCGCCGCCCCCAGCCCCGCAGGCGGCGCCGCCGGUCCCUGGCGGCUCGCCGCGGCGGGUCAUCGUCCAGGCUUCUACCGGCGAGCUGCUGCGCUGCCUGGGCGACUUCGUGUGCCGGCGCUGCUACCGUCUCAAGGAGCUGAGCCCGGGCGAGCUGGUGGGCUGGUUCCGCGGAGUGGACCGCUCGCUGCUGCUGCAGGGCUGGCAAGACCAGGCCUUCAUUACUCCCGCCAACCUGGUGUUCGUGUACCUGCUGUGCCGCGAGUCGCUGCGCGGGGACGAGCUGGCGUCGGCCGCCGAGCUGCAGGCCGCCUUCCUCACCUGCCUCUACCUCGCCUACUCCUACAUGGGCAACGAGAUCUCCUACCCGCUCAAGCCCUUCCUCGUGGAGCCCGACAAGGAGCGCUUCUGGCAACGCUGCCUGCGCCUCAUCCAGCGGCUCAGCCCGCAGAUGCUGCGGCUCAACGCCGACCCCCACUUCUUCACGCAGGUCUUCCAAGACCUCAAGAACGAGGGCGAGGCCUCCGCCAGCGCCGGGGGUCCACCCAACGGGGGCGCGCCCGCGGCCCCCUCCACCUCCUCCUCCUCCUCGGCCGCCAGGGACAGCUGCGCGACUGGAGCCAAGCACUGGACUAUGAACUUGGACCGCUAG
This is a messenger RNA of Budorcas taxicolor (takin), 1122 nucleotides long. It is a transcript of the gene CDK5R2, whose product is annotated as cyclin dependent kinase 5 regulatory subunit 2. The record is from RefSeq and is a predicted model, not a curated record. Gene Ontology annotation, biological process: brain development; positive regulation of cyclin-dependent protein serine/threonine kinase activity; activation of protein kinase activity. NCBI's taxonomy places the organism in Eukaryota, Metazoa, Chordata, Mammalia, Artiodactyla, Bovidae. Gene Ontology annotation, cellular component: protein kinase 5 complex; cytoplasm. The transcript has a single exon. Gene Ontology annotation, molecular function: cyclin-dependent protein serine/threonine kinase activator activity; protein kinase binding. The coding region runs from base 1 to 1122 and encodes 373 amino acids.